Parnassius apollo (apollo) is the source of this 528-nucleotide messenger RNA. The record is from the annotation of a GenBank genome assembly. NCBI's taxonomy places the organism in Eukaryota, Metazoa, Arthropoda, Insecta, Lepidoptera, Papilionidae.
AUGGCUGUAGAUCAUUUAUCGGAACUAUGCAAAUACCGAUUUGUCGACAGCAAAUACAGCGACAUCAAGUUACAUCGAACCAAAUGCACGAAUAUUAUUAAAAAUGUUUUGGCACCACACUUCAUUCAAGAAAUUGUGACAGAUUUAGGAGAUCAGGAGUACAGUCUCUUAAUCGAUGAAUCGACAGAUAUAUUGGUACUUAAAAUGCUUGGUGUUUCGAUAAGAUAUUUCAGCCGAUCAUUAAAAAAGAUAAUUUCCACAUUCUUGGGAUUAGUUGAGAUUGAAGACGGAACUGCAGUCAGCAUAGUGAACGGCAUUAAAGGAUUGUUGGCAGAAAUAAAAAUAAAUUUAAAGAAAUUGAUCGGUAUCGGCACGGAUAACGCUUCGGUCAUGACAGGAACUAACAGUGGAGUGCACGCAUUGUUGAAAAAUGCAACUGGUAAUGACAAUUUAGUGUUAGUCCGCUGCGUGUGUCAUUCGUUACAGUUGGCUAUGUCUCAUGCUUCAGCAGAAACCCUAAAAUGUUGA